UUGUCUUAACAUUAGCCGGAGUACGUUCGUGCGGUAUCGUUUACUGGAAAACGAAAUUGGACACAGUGAAAUAACUUUACUAUCCUAUUUGUCAUCAUAAUCAUCCUAAAAUCAAUCACAAUCGUUACAAAUAACAAUGUCAUAUACAUUAGUCAGAUUUUAAUAGUUUGUCCGGAAAAAGUGUGUGAUAAACUUUUCUUGCUUAUGCUUUUGUUAAAAGCUUUAUUAUAAUGCAUUAAUAACUUGGCUUCUGGUACAAAUUUUAUAAUUACUAAAAAGUUUUACUAAAUAAUAUCUACUAAACGUAAUGUGAAGUAAAAUCCAAAAAAAUUUUCUAAAUAUAAUAUAAAGUACAAGUUUUACAAGAAAGAUCAUUCACCUGUAUUAUAUGUCGUAUACAAAUAAUAUUUGUUUUUCUUACCACAUUUAAAUUAUUUAAAUACUUUUCUUUAUCUUUUAGGACAAUUGUCUUUCUCUACUAGCUACAAUGUAAUUACAAUUUUGUGGAAAAAGAAAGCAAAAUAUUACUUUAAAAAUAAUAUAUUACAACACGCGUUUACUUGACAAUAGCAAACGAUUAAUUAAUUUUAGUAAUAAAUUUAUUAAUUUCUCAUUAUCAAAUACUGUUGAAUAAUUUUUCGGCGACUGCAAUUUAUUCGAAGAAAUGCAAAGAUUACUAUAGAGCACGCAUUUAUCAGACGUUAUCAAGUAAUCGGCUGAUUCUAUUGAUUAUUGUUAUACAAUUUCACUGUAAAGUAACAUUUACAAAAUAUUUAAAAGCAAUGUUAUUAAAAUAUUUUUUAAACAUUAGAAUAUAUUACAUUAUUGGGUAAAGUUUUGAAAACAUUUAUACAAUUUUAUAUAACAACGUUGAUAGAAGUAUAAAAUCAAGUUUUUGCAACGUUUAUUUAAUAUUCCUUGCUUACCGAGAAUAGAAGAAUAUUUUUAUUUAAAUUUGCUUAUUCAAUACAAACCGGUUGAGAUAAAAACUGGUUAAGAAAUAAGUAAUUACACUGUGUACAACUCUUAUAGUGUGACUAAGAACAAUAUCCUUAAAUAAUAAUGCCGUAAAUAAUACUGUAUUAUAAUGACAUGAAGAAAAUGAUUAGCAAAGAAAAUUCAAAAACAUGUCCCAGGACUUACAUCCAAAAUUUAAAUUUUACCUUAUACAUUAACUACAAUAAUUAUUAUAUAAUUCAAGUAAUUUAAUGUUUACGUAAAACGCCAAAGGAGUAACAUUAACAAUAAAUAGCAAUCAAAUCUAAUGUCUAUUUGUAAAACAGCUUGUAGUACAGAAUUUUUUUAUGUUAUUGUAAUUUGAUAACAUCGACUUUUAAAACUUCAUACAUCAGCUAUAUGAUCGAUUUUGAUAACAAAAACUUCGGAAAGUCCCAUAUGUCUCUGCGCUUACAUACUUAUAUACGCUAUACUUAAUAUUUUCUUCUAAUAUCGAAAACUGCAUAAAAGGCAUGCAAUUAUUGCUUAUGAUCAACAUGAUCUUGCUCCACAACUUUGUUUUAACAAAGUAUAUUAACGUUAUCUCGAAUAAGCAUUAUUUUAAACUUCUUCAUUUUUAACAUAUUAGAUCAAACGAACUUUUUAUUCUUAGUACUUUUCAUUUAUCUUGUCUUCGUCCCAACGGCACCUAUAGAACGAAGAUUUAUAUCCUAAGAAUAAAAAGGUAUUUAGAAUUAUACAAUGCUGUUAAGAAUAUACAGGUUUCACACAUAACUCAGAGAUUAAUCACGCAUUCGUCUAUUCUAAUUAUUUUUAACAAUUAACAAGUGUUUCCUUGUCUUAUGCAUUCGUUGCUCUUCGGACAAAAUUGCUACGGUUUCAGUUGCGCUCCUUUCUAUAAUUAGCAAUAUCGCACUAGACGUUUCUUCACAGGUCAUAAAGAAAUUCAACCUAAUUUUGUGAAUUCGAUGCAUCAAUAGUUCAAUGAUGUAUAUACCAAGUAAGGUACUUUGGUGUUUCGUGCUUCUGUUUGUUGCUUCAUUCUCAGAGUCUCGGGAAAAUUCAACCAAUGGCGAUAAGCAAAGCGACAGUUCGACGGUGCAGUAUGAUCUUUUCAUAAGCUCUAUGAAAUAUCGAGACAACGAGAUCAAGUCUACACGGUGUGUUUCACGUGAAAAUUUUAUCAAGAAUGACACUGAAAUGGAAUAUAGGUUCUAUAUUAAUUCUGCAAAGAACGAGAAAAAGGAUGAUGUUUUGAAAAAAUAUGAGUCUCGCAGGCCUAUCAUAAAAGAUUGUAAAAAAAGUACUCAGAUUUCUAUGGAGUCUGCCGCAAAUUCUACAGACAUCAAUGAUUCCAUAAAAGAAAUUGAUAAUUCCUCUAGAAUCAAAAGAGAGAGCAAUUCCACAUCCCAUGAAAACGAAAAUUCCAAUAAAAACAAUAAAAUUCCAAAAAAUAUUGGCAUUAUUUCAUAUGAAAUGUGUCACAACAUUAUUUGCGUCCAGCUCUGUUGUCCUUACCGUAAUUUCAUGGAGAUAACGGGCAAAUGCGUUGCUAAUGAAAGUGGUAUUUACUAUUUUCCAAAGAUGAACAAAUACAAAGACGGUCCCGAUGACCCAAUAUUUUUCCUGACUAUCCACGAUCCAUGCCUUUCACAAGGAUUAGGAAAAAGUGUGCUUCCUUCCAAUAAAUACUUUUUUCUCACUGAUGGCUCUUUGUACCAAGGCCCUGGCAAAUUUAUUUUACCGACAUCAUACUGCUUAGCCAGUUUUAAUCAAAAGAUUUAUGAAGUUUUGGUCUGCAAUAAUCAGAGAAGGUAUCCAAUAUAUGUAUCCGCGUGUCUCCUAGUAUCUUUGCCGUUUCUGCUGGUGACGUUCGUGGUAUAUUCCAUAUUAUCAGAGCUCCAAAACAUGCAUGGCUAUACAUUGCGUGCACACAUAGCCUCAUUAUUUAUCGCAUAUGUAAUUACGUUUUGUGGUCAACAAGUUUCCGAAUUACAAUACGCUGAUGACGAAAUAAGUUGCAUUACGUUAGCCUAUAUUUUGAAUUUCUUUUUUUUAUCGACUUUUUUCUGGCUGAAUGUAACAUUCUUCGACAUUUGGUGGAAAUUCAGAGGACUCCGUUCUUAUCAAACAAGUAUAAAGCAAGAAAAAAAGAAGUUUGUAAUAUAUUCCAUUUAUGCAUGGGGAAUUCCGUUGAUUCUUAACAUUAUUUGUGCCAUUGCGGAUAAUGUUGUUGAGAUACCAAAAGAUUGGAAGCCACAAAUAUGUAAAGAAAGAAUAUUUUGGUUUGGUGGAAAUCUGGCAAAAACGAUAUAUUUGUAUGUACCCAUGAGUACUACUAUUAUUAGUAAUAUUUGUUUCCUUAUCGCUACAGCACUAUCAAUUAAGUAUCAAAAUGUACAUACAGCCAAACAGCUGAGACCACACUCGGAAAGCAAGUGUCACAAUAAAAAUAAGCAGAGGUUUAAAAUGUACCUGAAGCUGUUUAUAGUGAUGGGAAUAAGUUGGAUUAUAGAAAUACUAGCAUGGUUGAUCAAUUCUAUACCGUCAUACGUUUGGUAUAUCCCUAAUAUAUUAAAUAGCUUGCAAGGUCUCAUCAUUUUUAUCAUAUUUGUAUGUACGAACAAGAUAAAGCAACAACUGCUAAAACGAUACGGCGGACAGAAUUGCGGUCUGUUUGGUAAAAUUUCAAUGUACAAUGAUAGAAUGUCGUCAAAUAUUACUACCACAUCGACAUUGGGUACGGAACCUAUGCAAGAAAUGGAUUCCACUAAUCAACAGCAAGUCUCACAGCGUCUUAAUCUUGCUCAUAGUACUGAAACGUAAAGGAAAAAUUUAAUAGUGAACGAAUUAGUUACAUUAUGUUGUACGUCGUUCUUUUUACAGAAACAACAAUGAUACUAUAUAUGUAAUUAGAAUGUUUUGUAAAAUGGAAUUUAUAUGUAUAAUUAUUAUAAAUUGUCAUAUUAAUAAAUUUAAACUACUAUUACGAA
This is a messenger RNA of Solenopsis invicta (red fire ant), 3950 nucleotides long. Its product is annotated as G-protein coupled receptor Mth2. Lineage: Eukaryota; Metazoa; Arthropoda; Insecta; Hymenoptera; Formicidae. Gene Ontology annotation, biological process: G protein-coupled receptor signaling pathway; cell surface receptor signaling pathway. Gene Ontology annotation, molecular function: G protein-coupled receptor activity. The transcript has 5 exons. The record is from RefSeq and is a predicted model, not a curated record. Bases 1942 to 3783 code for a protein of 613 amino acids. Gene Ontology annotation, cellular component: membrane.